AUGGUAGCUACUGAGUGUGAAGGUGAUCUGGUAUUCAACAGUUGCUCUUCCGCCUGUCCGCUAAUCUGUGGUCAGAACGUUAGCGAGAUCUGUACCCGUCAGUGUGUCAUUGGAUGCGCGUGUCCAGACGGACUCUACCGAGAUUCGGUCAAUGGCACCUCCUGUAUGGCCCGUGAGAACUGCAUAACAGAGGAUGUAAUUGCCGACUUAGAAGAACUAACACCGAUCAUAUGGAGAAUAGACAUCCCUGACCCCGAACCUGUCAACAUCACGGAGCCAGGUCAGCUACACAAUAUCCAGAGGUCAUUUGAGGUCACGGCAGACAUGAGUCCUAUUACAAGCCUAUUGAUAUACUACAUUCGUGAUGACGGGGAAGUCGUGGCAGAUAGUAUCACGUUCACUGUUGAAGAAACGUUUGCCAAUGAGGUUACGUUGGAUUUUGGCGAGUCUGAAGUGAAACCCAACGAUGAAACAACCCUUGAUGUGACGGCGGACCCAGAUUCGCUCUGUGGUGUUGGUGUGGUCGAUAAGAGCGUUUAUGUUCUUGGUGGAGACAAUUCGAUGACAAAGGAUUCACUGUUUGAUUCUAUCAGAAGAUAUCAGCUUGGCCGGUAUGGAGGUGUCUAUGAUUAUGGUUCCCGGUGUCCUUCCUAUUACAGGAGGAGGAGGAGAAGGUCCAUUGCGCCUUGGUAUGGUGGUGGAUCAGAUUUUGAUGAUGCCUCUGCCGCUUUCAAGAACAUUGGUCUUGUUUAUCUCACCAAUCUUGAUAUUGAGACUAAACCAUGCGUUCAAUAUUAUGGCCCCAUAUUUUAUAACGAACCUAUUGCCCGCGAUCUAGCUAUUCCCGUUGCUGCUCAGGAUAACGUUGUGGAGGAAGUUGGAAGGGUUCAGAAAGCAGAAUCAGGAGCAGAGAUAAGGAGUUAUUUCCCUGAAACGUUCCUUUGGGACUUGGUUACCACAGAUGAGUUGGGAUCCGCUUCUAUCGACAUCCAAGCACCACACACCAUCACCGACUGGGUCGCCAAUGCUUUCUGCCUCUCCCCGGAAAACGGUUUGGGCGUUGCCCCGGCAACCUCUCUGAUAACGUUCCAGCCGUUCUUCCUAUCUUUCUCUCUACCUUACUCCGUGAUCAGAGGAGAGAACGUCCCUGUCAAAAUCAGUGUCUUCAACUAUUUAGACGCCUGUUUAGUGGUGAGGGUUACUCUGGCAGCUAGUGAAAGCUUCACAUUGGUAUCAGAGUCCGAUUCUCAGGAUGUUUGCGUGUGCGGAGGACAAGCCGAUUCGGUCGAGUUCCGUAUCGUUCCUUUAGCUGUUGGCCAAAUUCCUCUUCAAGUGAAUGGUGUAUCUGUGGUUGACUCCGACACCCUGUGCGGGAAUGAAAUCGUCAGUGAGAAAGCAGGAGCUGAGGACACCGUCAGGAGAGAAUUAUUCGUCAAGGCUGAAGGAGUACCAGAAGACUAUUCUUGGAGUUCAUAUUUCUGUUUGGCUGAUUAUCCAUUCAACACCUACUCGCAACGUGUAUCGGUCCCUACAUAUCUUUUGAAUCAAACUGGAGCCAUUCAUGUAGUCCCAGACUCUGUUUCAGGCAAAGUAAUUGUCACUGGUGAUAUGCUUGGCCCAAGCCUGGAGAAUCUCGAGCACCUGAUCCGCCUUCCAACCGGCUGCGGAGAGCAGAACAUGCUCGGCUUUGUACCCAACAUCGUGGCCCUUGAGUACCUGACAGCCACCAAUCAGCUCACGGAUAAGAACAGGGACAAAGAGGAAACGCUCAAACGCAACAUGAGGGUCGGUUACCAACGGGAACUCAACUACCGCCACAGAGACGGCUCAUUCUCCGCGUUUGGAGAAAGUGAUGAAUCAGGUAAUACCUGGUUGACUGCCUUUGUCGUGAGAUCUCUAGCUCAGGCUAGUAAGUUUAUCUAUGUGGACAAGGCCGAUAUGAAUGUUAGCAUGGCAUGGUUGAAGAAUCUGCAGGAUCCAGAGACCGGCUGCAUCCAAUCUGUCGGUCACCUCGGCUACAAGGCUAUGAUGGGCGGUGUGAGCAGUGAAUCCAUGUUGACUGCUUACGUCAUUGUGACUUACCUUGAGGCCGGCCUACCUGCUGAUGAUGAAGGUGUAGUGAAAGGCUUAGAGUGUGUGCUAGCAGACCUGGAUUCUGUGGAGGAUACGUAUGCCCUGGCUCAGAUAGCGUACGCCUUGGCUCUGGCAGAGAGGAGUUUGGAAACUGACAGCAACCUAAGUUCAAAACUCGAUCAGGUCCUGACUAAACUCAACGAAAGUGCCGUAUCUGAAGGUGACUUACUCUACUGGAAUAGCAACCGCCAGGCGUCUCAGUCCUCGUACCGCACGGCUUCGACCAGUUCUAUCAACAUCGAGAUCAACUCCUACAUGAUCCUGACCCAGUUCUUGCGUAACACGCCAGAUGUUGCGCGCCAGAGGACAUCGCUCACUGUCCGUUGGUUGAUCAAGUAUCGGGGUGCACAGGGCGGCUAUGGCUCAACACAGGACACUGUGAUGGGUCUGACUGCCCUUGGUAAGUUUGCGGCCAACACCGACCCGGAAGUAUCUUUAUACAUAGAUGCUAAGCUUGUACGUCCCUCGGGCAUGAUCACCAGUCGACGAUUCUUUGUCAACGACGUCAACAGAAGGCAACAGAGUGAAUAUCACUUUGAUGGGAUGUUGAGAUUUGUGAACAUCAGGGCCAGAGAGUCAGGAUGUGCUUUGAUCCAGAUUGCCAUGAACUAUAACGUGAUGCCAAGUGAGAAAUUACCAUCGUUUGCACUGAAGAAUGCUGUUGAACCCCUGAGAAGCAAGAAAGGAGUCUGCAGUGACUACAGGAUCACUAUCAGUGUCGGUUAUAACAAUGAUGCCCCGGACGAGGAAUCUAACAUGGCAUUGGUUACCGUGGUACCGCCGUCUGGAUUUUACCCAAUCAAGUCUUCUUUAGAAUCGCUGGCAGACAGAUACCCUGCCAUAAAGAGGCAUGAAAUAGAUGGGGAAAAGAUCAACUUUUAUUUUGACAGUCUUGAUGACGAAGUGCAAGUCUUCAGCUUCGACGUGACCAAAGAAUUUGAUGUGGAAGAUGUGAAGCCGGGUUAUAUCACUGCCACAGAUUACUACGAACAGAGUUUGACAAAAUCGGUUGAACUUGAUAUAGAAUGUGACCCUGAAGCAGAACCAAUUGAUGAUGAACUCGUUGUUAUUCAACCUCCGGUUUUGAUAGAAAUAAUCCCACCACCACCUCCUCCACCUCAGGUAGUUGUUGACCAAGCCCAAUCAGAAGGAGAAGGUGAUGGAUUAGGUGGAGGAGAUGGGGAAGGAGAAGGGGAAGUUACAGAUACAGGAGAUCCUGGUCAAAGUCCUGAAUCUCAGGAAGGAACACCCUUCCCAGGAUUUGGUUUCCAAGGUAGUGGGAAGGACGAUGAGCAGAAUGUCAGCAAACCUGCGGAAGCAGUCGAGGACAAGGACACCGCUGGGCAGGACAAGCAGGAUCCAGAAUCCAAGGAUACAGAGGCACAAGGAGCUGAUGAAGGAGAGAAGGAAGGGGAUACCACACCUGAAGGAGAUGCAGAUAAACCAGCCAAGGCUACAGAGGAAACUCCUGCAGAGCUCAAGACCGAUGCAGUUGUUGAUAAACCUAAGAAUGAAACCGAUCAUUCAGUAGUUGACGAAGGUCCAAUGGCCACUGACAAAAUGGUGACGGAGAUUAUCUAUGUUGAAGAAAGUGAAGGCACUCAAGCUGCUAAUGGCACAGAAGCCACUCCAACCUUUAAUGCCACAGAAGGCAUUCCUGCUGUUAAUGCCACAGAAGCCACUCCAGCUGUUAAUGUCACGGAAGGUGCUCCGGCUGUUAAUGCCACAGAAGGCACUCCGGCCGUGAAUGGUACAGAAGGCAUUCCGGCUGUUAAUGCCACAGAAGCCACUCCAGCUGUUAAUGCCACAGAAGGCGCUCCAGCUAUAAAUGCCACAGAAGGCGCUCCAGCCAUUAAGGCCACAGAAGGCACUCCGGCCAUAGAUGGUACAGAAGGCACUCCGGCUGUUAAUGCCACAGAAGGCGCUCCAGCUGUUAAUGCCACAGAAGGCGCUCCGGCCGUUAAUGCCACAGAAAGCAUUCCAGCUGUUAAUGCCACAGAAGGCGCUCCAGCCAUUAAUGCCACAGAAGCCACUCCAGCUGUUAAUGCCACAGAAGGUGCUCCGGCCGUUAAUGCCACAGAAAGCAUUCCAGCUGUUACUGCCACAGAAGGCGCUCCGGCCGUUAAUGCCACAGAAGCCACUCCAGCUGUUAAUGCCACAGAAGGUGCUCCGGCCGUUAAUGCCACAGAAGGUGCUCCGGCCUUUAAUGCCACAGAAAGCAUUCCAGCUGUUAAUGCCACAGUAGGCGCUCCGGCCGUUAAUGCCACAGAAAGCAUUCCAGCUGUUACUGCCACAGAAGGCGCUCCGGCCGUUAAUGCCACAGAAGCCACUCCAGCUGUUAAUGCCACAGAAGGUGCUCCGGCCGUUAAUGCCACAGAAGGUGCUCCGGCCUUUAAUGCCACAGAAAGCAUUCCAGCUGUUAAUGCCACAGUAGGCGCUCCGGCCGUUAAUGCCACAGAAGCCACUCCAGCUGUUAAUGCCACAGAAGGUGCUCCGGCCGUUAAUGCCACAGAAAGCAUUCCAACUGUUAAUGCCACAGAAGGCGCUCCGGCCGUUAAUGCCACAGAAGCCACUCCAGCUGUUAAUGCCACAGAAGGUGCUCCGGCCGUUAAUGCCACAGAAAGCAUUCCAGCUGUUAAUGCCACAGAAGGCACUCCAGCUGUUAAUGCCACAGAAGGCACUCCAGCUGUUAAUGCCACAGAAGGUGCUCCAGCUGUUAAUGCCACAGAAGGCACUCCAGCUGUUAAUGCCACAGAAGGCACUCCGGCCGUUAAUGCCACAGAAGGCACUCCAGCUGUUAAUGCCACAGAAGGCGCUCCGGCCGUUAUUGCCACAGAAGGCGCUCCGGCCAUUAAUGUCACAGAAGGCACUCCAGCUGUUAAUGCCACAGAAGGCGCUCCAGCCAUGAAUGCCACAGAAGGCGCUCCAGCUGUUAAUGCCACAGAAGGCGCUCUGGCCGUUAAUGCCACAGAAGGCACUCCAGCUGUUAAUGCCACAGAAGGCACUCCGGCCGUUAAUGCCACAGAAGGUAAAGAGGUGGGAACAGUUGUUGUAGGCACGGAAGAAAUGGCAGUAGUGACAGAGGUUGUGACAGUUGCUGAAGGCACAGAGGUAAUGGCAAAAGGAACAGAGGUUGUGACAGUUUUAGACAGCACAGAGAAAUCAGAGGUAACUGAGAAAGCCGCAGCAGAAGAACCCAAGGAAGUGGUCGCAGGAACAACAGAAGAAGCAACUCAAACACCGUCCACGCCGCCACCUCCAACUGACUUCGAUGAAUGCACUGUUGAGGACAUCUGCCCAGCAGGCUCAGAAUGUGUCAACUUCCCUGGUACUUAUGAAUGCCGAUGUAUUGAAGGCUACACAGAAGACGAAGAUGGAAGCUGCCAUGAUUGCCCUAGAUGUGAAGAAGCCUCAAUCCCAGAAGAUGGAAUGGACAGAUUCUGUAGCUCAAACUUUGUAUACAUUGUGAAAAGGAGAGCGAAUGAUGUUCGGUUGCUUCGAGAAAAACGCCACUAUGAUGAACUGCUCACCGGUAAAAAUAGAGUCGCCCUUGACUAUGAAUUUCCUGAUAGCUCGUGCAGUGGCCGAUGUGAUAUGUUUGAAGAUAUGUCAGCCACCCGGAAGCGUUUUAUCAUCAUGAUGAAUGCUACUGAUGGCGAGCCUCUCAGCCUGGAUCGCAGAGUCACUUUCCUUCCAUUCAAUGGCGCCGUCACCAACGCUUUGGAUGACUGGAGGAGCGAAUGUCCAUAGAGGGCCUCCUUCAUUAACCCACCCCCCCCCCCUGAUAUUGAGAAGAAAAGAGCAAACGAUGUUCGAUCAAAAUCUGAAUUCAGCUUGAUGUUAGUGAGGAAGAUUCACCAUUCACAGCAAAGUGUCACCUUUGCCUCGUUUUCAUCCAGAAUAAUAGAAAUUUCCAACAAAAUCUGAUACCUGUGUGAAGUUUUGUAUAUAUCUCCGUCAGCUCGUCGUUAAUGAGGAAGGAAGAUUCGCUGUUCACAUGAAAGUGUCACCUUUACCUCAUUUUUAUCCCAAAUAAUAGAAAUUUCCAACAAAAUCUGAUAUCUGUGUGAAGUUUUGUAUAUUUCUCCGUCAGUAUUAUAUGUCUUUCAAGACUACAUGCUUGUUUACGUGCCUUUGGUAUGCAUGUAAACUAAUUAGCUUUGUGGGGGUUUAUAUUGUAAUAUUCCACUUUAUUGAGACAGCUCGUUUAACUUAAAAAGAGUUUACAUAUUUUUUCCCGUUGUUAGAGUCUGGCUUGACAGCAUACAGAUAGUGUAUGCACCAUCUCCGCUCCCUAGGGAGUACUAUUCUGUUUAGCACUCUUUCAACAUGAAUAUUUGUAAAGAUCAGGGGGCAAGUUUCACGAUAAAGCUUGUAAAUGAUAACAAAUUUGCAAUAAAAGUGUAAAGCUAGUAAAGUAAUUCAAUUUGAUUGGCUAAUAGUAAACUUGCCAUAGAAAUUGCGUAUUUGUUGCUCUAACAUGACCCAGGCAAAUCUCCACUCCUUGGGGAGUAUUUUGUCGGUGCACUUUCAACAUUCAUGAAUAUUAUUAAUAUAUUUCAAUGGGGGAUGCCAAAAAAAUCAUAGAAAAGGCAACUUUUAACAUCAAUCUCUCUAUGAAUCAAGAAAAGUAAAAAUACGUUUGGCAGAUACUGCUAUUCCAACCCACCCCCUCCCCACUUUUCAUUUGUGUGGGCCCACAUAUCUUUGUAAUAUAUCCUGUAUAAACAAGAUAUUGUCUAUAAUAUUAUAGAAUUAUCCUAGAUAAUACUAGUACAUGUAUAAUAUGAAUAUUUGCCUAAUUUCUUCAGUUUAUACCUUGUCUUACAUUGCAAGGAGAGUGAAUAAUUUCUUUUUAUAAUGUACUUUACAAGUAUAUAUUUUUUGUGUGACAUAGGAAAUCGUCCAGCCAGCUGUGUAUAUUAUUGGAUCGGGCAUGUAGUUGCAUUACAAUCCUUUACUUGAAACUGCCAUUUCAUGUUAUUUUACUAUAAUUCUCAUUUAUUCAAUGUAUGUCUUUACGUAAUGUGUCUUGUACUGUUUUUGUCUAUCACAAAAUGUUUGCUUUCAUGAUGUAUAAAUUCUUAAUUUUUUUUCAUAAUAGGAUGAUGAAAUUGAAUCAUAAAAAACAUUCAGCCCGUGAAUAUUUUUGCUCAUGAAAGUGUCUUAUGGACAUUCCAAAUAUUAUCAACUUUGUAGGUUGAAUUGUAAACCAACCUUCGGUGCAUAAUUGCAUUGUAAAUUAAACUCUUUCUGUUUCAUA
Lytechinus pictus (painted urchin) is the source of this 7396-nucleotide messenger RNA. RefSeq lists its product as uncharacterized. Gene Ontology annotation, cellular component: extracellular region. The record is from RefSeq and is a predicted model, not a curated record. Lineage: Eukaryota; Metazoa; Echinodermata; Echinoidea; Temnopleuroida; Toxopneustidae. Gene Ontology annotation, molecular function: calcium ion binding; endopeptidase inhibitor activity. Bases 1 to 5883 code for a protein of 1960 amino acids. The transcript has 24 exons.